Messenger RNA from Thecamonas trahens ATCC 50062, 2670 nucleotides. RefSeq names its product AGC protein kinase. Lineage: Eukaryota; Apusomonadida; Apusomonadidae. The record is from RefSeq and is a predicted model, not a curated record. Gene Ontology annotation, molecular function: ATP binding; protein serine/threonine kinase activity; protein phosphatase regulator activity. Gene Ontology annotation, biological process: peptidyl-serine phosphorylation; intracellular signal transduction. Bases 1 to 2670 code for a protein of 889 amino acids. The transcript has 2 exons. Gene Ontology annotation, cellular component: protein phosphatase type 2A complex.
AUGGACCUCGCUCAGACACUCCGCACGGCGGCGGCGGCCUUUCGUCGCUACGCCAGUCCAGCCUCCUCCUCCUCGUUGGCGCCGGCGUCGUCGUCUGGUCCGCGCAAGCCGCGCCAUGUGGUGGUCUCGGCCACCCGCGGCAUGACUACGUCCGAGUUGGCCAUGCCGGCGCUGGAGACGCUCGUCGCCGCAGCUGACGAUCGCUCGCUGCGCGAUGCAUCACCGUACUCGUCAGGCGUAUACGCCGGCCUCGCGGAACUGCUUGAUGUCAGUCUUGCACGUGGUGUUCUCUCGGAUCGAUGCUUCCUGGCAGCCUCAAUUGGCGGGGCGGCGAGGGUGUGCGAGGCGCUGAUGGCCACGCCCGAGUUUGAGUGGGACCACUUUGCGCUGGCGGCCUCGCACGAGCUCCUCGCUGGGCUGGUGGCUCGGCUACUGGCCAAGGAUCCGAAAGUCGGACUGUCCUCGCUCCGGUGGCUGGUUUACACCAUCUACGAGAAGGUGCCCGGCUUGCGCAGCCACGCUGUGUCGGCCGCGAUCCGCGGCGUGCGCCGGUAUGUGGGCGCGCCCGAGAGCGGCUCGCCGUUUGGCGUUGCUGCACUCUUGGAGGUCUUUGCUGCCAUCAUUCGCGGCCUAACGCCGUCGUCGCCCAAGCUGCCUGCCCUCUACGGCAUGCUCAUGUCGCUGCACCUUCCGGACGAGAUGGGCUCCGACUCGGACGCGCUCAUCUCGGUCUACCACCCACAGCUUGUCUUUGCGCUCCUCCAGCUCAUUGGCCGCGACCCGGGCAAGUACGGGCCUGCAGCGGUGGCCGCCGUGUGUGGGCGGCCGCGGGCUAGCGCAGGUGCGCCACCCGAGACCAAGUUUGCACCAGCUGAACGGAUCUGGCCGUCGGCGCGCAACGCCAACUCGGCCAAAGUCGUCCUUCUCAUCCACGAGCUCGAGUCACUCAUCGAAGCUCUCGACGAGCUUGGUUUUGCGCUUGUGGUCGCGCCAGUCCUGGCCAAGCUCAGCAGCUGCAUUGGCUCGCUUGCGGCUCGCAUUGCUCAGCGCGCGCUGCAACUGUGGGAGAACGACGCGUUUCGGAGCCAUGUCGGGAGGCACACUGCACGGGUCGUCCCGCUUGUUGUUCCGCUCAUCUGUGGUCCGAUUGCCGAGCACUGGAACCCGUCGGUGAAGCGGAUGGGCGGCUCGAUCCUAGAGAUACUCCACGGCCAGUCGCCGGUCGACACCGAGGCGCUGGUGGAGCGCUUUGCACCGGUGGCCACGCCCGACUACCCGUCGCUGCUUGCGGCUCUUGCGCCACCCCGUCAGGCGGCGUCGACAAGUGCCGUCGCAAGCUCGAGCUCCGGUGUGCUCUCGGCCGCGUCGCGCGCGUCGCUCGUGCCCAUUGAGCUCUCAUCGUUCCGCGAGGAGCUCACGUACUUUGACUUUGUCUUUGGGCAGGUCCUCGGCGAGGGCCCGUUCUCGGUUGUCCGCUAUGCCAAGCACGUCGAGCAGGGCAAGUCGUUCUCGGAGUGGAUUCCGUAUGCGGUCAAGAUGGUCGACACCCGCGGCGAGGCCAAGUGGUCCGAGCUCGCCGCGCAAGAGGCUGCCGUUCUGCGUUCGGUGGCCCACCCAGGCAUCGCCAACUUGGUGGCAUCGUUCACAGACACGUCGGACCGGGCGUACAUUGUGACCGAGUACUGCGGCGGCGGCGACGUGUUUUCGGCGCUGGUCAAGCUCGGCUCGUUUGCGCCGGGGUCGGCGGCGUAUGUGGUGGCUGUCCUCGCUGACGUGCUCUUGCAUCUGCACUCGCUCGGGCUUGUCUACGGCGACCUCAAGCCGGAAAACGUACUCAUCACCGAUGAUGGUCGAGUCAAGCUCUGCGACUUUGGCUCGGCCGCGCCGGCCGCUGACUUUGCCACCCGCCUUGCCGCCGCUGGCGAGUCGUUUGAGGCCGGCAUGUGGGGCAUGACGCUCGAGUACCUCCCACCGGCGGUGCUGACCGGCUCCGAGCCGCCAUCGCCUGCCUCGGACGCGUACGCGCUUGGCCUUGUGCUCUAUCAGCUGUUGGUGGGCCGGCUUCCUGACGACGCCGGCGUAAUCACCUCGACAGCCGCCGUCUCGUUUGCCGCUGACGACCCGCUGUUUGGCCACGGCGCUGCAGCCAGCCUCGAGCCCGAAGCCCGCGACGCCAUCUGUUUCCUCCUCAACGGCAAGGCUGAUACGGAUGAGCUUGCUCAACUGCCGUUUUUUGCCUCGGUUGCGUGGGAUGCUCUCUACACCGCCAAGCCUCCCAGUCUCGGUGCCGUCGGCGUCGCCAAGCCGCAGACCGAUCCACGUUUCCGCCGGCGCAAGCACUCGAUCCUCCGCUCGCCUAUGCCAUCCAAGUUCCAGUUUGAGUCGGCGUCGUUCACUGACCUCGCACCCAUCACCGAGGAUCUGGAGGCAGAGGGUGUGUCCGACUCGCCGACCCGCGCUGCCGGGUCGUCCUCAUCCAGCGCGCCGCUGUCAUCGUCGCCAGGAACCUCCAGGGCCCCGCGCCGCCACCGACCCCGCCUUCCGCGCCCAACUGCCACCGGUGCCGUCAAGCGUGCACAUCCUGCCCACUCGCUCGAGCCGCUGAACGAAGAACCCGGUGACGAGACCGGACUCGGCAUCGAUACCGAGCCCCCGCUCCGCAAGCGAUGA